Messenger RNA from Macrosiphum euphorbiae (potato aphid), 2469 nucleotides. NCBI's taxonomy places the organism in Eukaryota, Metazoa, Arthropoda, Insecta, Hemiptera, Aphididae. The record is from the annotation of a GenBank genome assembly.
AUGAAAGAUAAUAUUAUGUCUGUCGAAAAGUUUACGGAUGCAGAAAAGUGCCUGAUAUAUGGAGAUACAUAUUCAAAUGUAUAUAAUGAAAUAAUUGUUUCAGAGGAUAUAACAUCAAAUGAAAUGAAAAAUGUUCUUAAGGGCAACUAUGUUGAAGUUUUAGAGAAUGAUUUGUUUUUGGAUCUGUACAACGAGUUUGAACAUUUGAACAAGUCUAAUUUCAGUUCAAAUAUUGUAAAACAUAUAAGUGAUUUCUUACAUUUGAAUCCACUAAAAAACAAUACAAUUUUUACAUUUGGCGUUGCUUGUUAUCAGUUGUUCUUACAAGCAAAUUGGACUGGACCUUUGGUAUCAAAAUUAGAUUUAAAGAGUUGGGGUCCAAGCACUGCAGUAAUAGAAAGUUUAGUGAAUGAUUUAGAUUGUGUAUCUAGAAAAGUAUUGUAUCCUGAGCUCUUAGUAUUUUCAUAUGCAGUUUUUAGUAACGAUCAGAUCAAUAUUUUUACACGAUUUUGGUGGCAAAUACGAAUGCUUUCUACUCUUCAAUCAUUAUUAAAUGAAUUAUCAAAUGAUAUAAAAAACAUGUUUGAACUGGCUUUUAAAAAAAUGGAAAACACUGUUUUGGAAACUGAUGAAGAAGCUUUAUUUAGGAUCGAGCAAUGUAAAAUUUAUCUUUCUCAUUAUGGAAAUAUUACGAAAGCCACUAACUGUUUGAAUACUGCAAUGAAUUUAUUGGGUUUAGAACAUUCACUUGUCGGUGCAAUGGGAAAGAGAACUAAAUUUCAAGUAAAAGAACUUGCCCAGUUAACCCUAAAUGUGAAUUCACAUAAGGAAGAAAAUAAUACCAAUUUAUUGACCUCACAUGAAUGUUGUGAUUUACCUAAAGAUUGUGUGCUUGAUGAUGAAAAUCGUUUACCAGAUAUCAAGUUUUCUAAUGAAAGCGCUGGUAAAUUUCCAAAAUUGAACAGCCUUCAACAAGCAGCCAUCUUAAAUACACUUGUAAUGGAACAAAAGUGUCGGCCCAAAGAUGAUCUACAAUUCGAAGAAUUGCAGCCAUAUAUAAGAUGUUUGGUGUCGCAACAAUCUGUGUGGAGUAUUCACGUUUCAACUUUGCUCCAACGAUCUUUGCUAGAAAGGGAUAGUAGGAGAUCAGUGGAACGAGCAAUGCAGCAAAUUGAGUGUUUAGUUAGCAGUUUGGAAGUGACAAGUCCACUUAAUGUUGAUAGAUUAUAUCUAUUUCAUUGUUCAUUUGUUUCACCUUCUUGGCAACUUAAAGCAUACUUGGGGAAUAUAAUGCUGUCAAUUGGUGCAAUCCAAAGUGCAUUAGAUUGGUUUUUAGCUCUUGACAUGUGGGAGGAAUGUGUUGCUUGUUAUAAUACCCAAGGCCAUAGACAUAAAGCUGCAGAAAUUCUUAAAAACGAGUUAAAAUCAUCAAACCUUACUGUAGCUAAACAUAUUUUAAUAUUAUGUCUACUUGGAGAUGCUACUGAUGAUAUAUCUCUCUACGAGGAAGCAUGGAAAAUUUCAGAUUAUAGAAGUAGUCGAGCACAAAAACACUUGGCAUUUUACUAUUAUACAAGAAAAGAAUAUAAAGAGAGUAUAGAUCACUUCAAAAAUUCUCUCAAGAUAAAUUCUUUACAAGAAACCUUGUGGUUUAGACUUGGUUUCGCAUGUAUGGUUGAAGAAAGAUGGUCAGAAGCUGCAGAAGCUUAUAGAAGGUACUGCGACAUUGAGAAUGACUGUUUUGAAGCUUGGAACAAUUUAGCAAAAUGUUACAUUAAAAAUGGUCAGAAAUCAAGAGCUUAUUAUGCACUAAAAGAAGCUGUGAAAUGUAAUUAUGAAAGUUGGAUGGUUUGGGAUAAUUUGAUGGUAGUCAGUGUUGAUUGCGGUUGUUUUGAAGAGGCAAUCAAAUGCUAUCACAGAUUAUUAGAUUUAAAAAGUAAGCACAUAGAUUUGGAGGUUUUAAGAAUUCUAGUGCAAGCCGUACGGAAUAAUGUUAAAGAUGAAAACGAUAGGCCAGCAUCAGAGCAUAGGAAAUGUUUACUACAACUUUUUGGAAGACUUACAUCACAAGUACAAAAUGAUGGUGAAAUUUGGAAAUUGUAUGCACAUCUUGAAGAAGCUGUACCAAAACCGACUAAGGAAACGGCCGAUAAAGUUUUACACCAUUUACAAUGCGCCCAUCGUUUCACUACACAAGGCAACAAGUGGACACAAGAAAAAAAUUCUUGUUUGUUUGUCUCAAGAUUAUCAUUAGAGCUAGCUGAAGCAUACAUUAGCUGUAGUAACAAAACAGAAAAUCAUGACCAAAAAAAACGGUUUCUAUCAUCUGCGAAGAUAAUGCUAGUGUCAGUGGUCUCACAAAUUGAAAAAGAAAAAGAUUUAAUGGAAAGUGCAGACAUAAGGGAAGAAUUUGAAAAAUUAAAAAAUAAUUUAAAUGAAAUCAAACUUCAACUUUCAGCAGAAGUGUAG